AUGGAGGUCAUCACCCUCAUUCAAGGCAAUGAAGAGUCCAGCCUGACUCCUUUCUUUCUGGUCCAUGCAAUCUCUGGCAUAGCACUCCCCUUUCUUCGUCUCGAUUCCUUGGGAGAAAAUGAUCGUCCCGUCUACGGCAUCACGAAUCAUAUCCAUUGCCCUGGCCAUGAGCAUUUGGAGCAUCCUUCCAGUCUCUCCGAACUUGCUAAAAGAUAUCUCAGAGAAGUCCAGAAGGUUCAACCUCAUGGUCCAUACCUAUUGGGAGGUUGGUCUAUGGGUGGCAUGAUUGCCAUGUUCAUGGCUCAGAUUCUUGAGUCUCAGGACCAAGAAGUUCUCAAAGUCAUAAUGAUCGACUCUGCCAAUCCAGAGGCAUUCCCUAACUUCCUCAACAAUGAAGAGCAUAGAGCAUUCUCCAAGGCCACUUACACCAAAAUCAGCCAACAGCUCGAUCCAAAUAACCUUGACAACCCCACCCCUGAAUCGCCGCUGGACGAAAGACCUUCGAUCGAUUAUCAUACAACCUCCCGUCAAAACGAAUGGGAUACAAUGGAUUCUGGAGACACACCUAGCUCUCGCGCCUCGAGCGUGUUUGACUUCAAUACUCCUGACGAAAGGCCAGGGACGCCCAUAUCUCUGCCCUGUAGCAGCGAGGGACCUUCUGCAUUCUGCUCUGACGACGAGAGUGUCUGUGAUGCGCAAGACGAAGAAUAUUGGGACGAAUUUGACGAGCACUUUGAGAUGGCACAAUUGAAGGAGCUUCUGCUCAACAUCAGCCUCCACGUCCAUCACGGGUUGGGUCUCAUUACAUCUGUUGCACCUGGCGACCUCUUUCGGCCGGGGACCAAGUCCGACUUCGAUGUAUUGCUCAUCAAAUGUCAACCCGAGCCUCUUGAGGUGUACCAAACCCACCAUGACACUAAAGGAGCUACGUUUCUUUGGUCAGUCAUGCGGGAGAAGAGCAUGCUGUGGAACUCCUCCCAAUUUCGCAGCUUUGAGACGGUUCCUUUCAGUGGGGACCACGACGGCGCAUUUGAGCCCCAGUUUGUCGGGGAAUUAAGCAUGAUCCUUCGGGAUAGUUUGGAAACUAUCGGGUGA
This is a messenger RNA of Ilyonectria robusta, 1095 nucleotides long. Its product is annotated as Alpha/Beta hydrolase protein. The record is from RefSeq and is a predicted model, not a curated record. The coding region runs from base 1 to 1095 and encodes 364 amino acids. Lineage: Eukaryota; Fungi; Ascomycota; Sordariomycetes; Hypocreales; Nectriaceae. Gene Ontology annotation, biological process: biosynthetic process. The transcript has a single exon.